Molecule: messenger RNA, 1080 nt
Organism: Rodentolepis nana
Lineage: Eukaryota; Metazoa; Platyhelminthes; Cestoda; Cyclophyllidea; Hymenolepididae
Source: the annotation of a GenBank genome assembly
AUGCACCACGUGGAGGUAAGUCUAUCACACACCCCAAAUUGGGAUAUCUCCUUUUUUCAAAGGAACAUUGAUCAGCAUUCUAAUCCAUACUUUUAUAGGCUGGAGCGCCUAUUACAGAAGGCUAAGGGUAUGCUGGAAAUGUUUGAUCCCCUAUUGGGUCGUAUCGAGAUCACAAACAAAGAAGGUCGCAUUGAACGAGUUUAUUUUGAGGUGCGGCAGGAGAAUAUCGAUCAAUGGGAGAAACCGCAGAUCAAGGAGUCAAAGCGAACUUUCCUUCAUUCAGUAGUCGGUGAAAGUGGUGACAAAGAGAAGUUGGAGUGUUUCGUCAAUUUCGCUGAAGAUACCAUCUUUGAAAUGCAACAUGCACAGGGUAUAAGUGGUGACGAUGAGAACCUCCAAAUUAGCAGAGUGGUGGCUGUCCGAAACCUGCUGGAAGCGACUCGAUUGACCUCUUUCUUCGCUUUUCUGGGAACAGUGGUGUCAUUCCUGAGUCCUCAUCAUCUGUGGGUAUGUUGGACGAAGUUGCGUCAAAUGUCGGUUGUCGACGUAAUUGCAGACAUUCUCGGGCUAAUUAUUGGCCUCAUGAUCGGAGCUGUUCGCCUAGUUAAGGGUGCUCUUAAGAUCACCUGUCGAUUCGUUGUUGCUAUGACUUCAGACCCAACUGCUCGGCCACCACUUGAACAACAGUCUAUAUCCAGGUGGCAAAAUGGUGGUGGAACGGGAGGAAUAUCAAAUUUGACACGAUUUGGCGGGGGAAAAAUAGAUAACAACGUGACGGCAGAUGGCAAUAUUAAACCUCCUGACAUUGCUGUCACAAAUCAAGAAGAGAAGGAGUGCUGGUUGUUGUCGGAAGAGGAGCAACUUUUACUGGAACGAGUUGACUGCUCCAAGGUAGAAGAUUUAACCAGGAGCUCCACUAGGAAGUCUGCAACAACAGGAGGUAGUCGUUUGAAUGCAGAUGGAGGAAAGAAGGAAGUCGGCACCUCUGAUGGUAAAAAGAAACAAUGUAGGCGCGCAUGGAUUGCUUCUUGCGAUGGCAUUACUAUUUACUAUUGUUAUCGAUUUUUUUUUCAUUACUAA